Cyprinodon variegatus (sheepshead minnow) is the source of this 3699-nucleotide messenger RNA. Its product is annotated as mitogen-activated protein kinase 11-like. Gene Ontology annotation, cellular component: cytoplasm; nucleus. The record is from RefSeq and is a predicted model, not a curated record. Gene Ontology annotation, biological process: protein phosphorylation; intracellular signal transduction. Gene Ontology annotation, molecular function: ATP binding; MAP kinase activity. NCBI's taxonomy places the organism in Eukaryota, Metazoa, Chordata, Actinopteri, Cyprinodontiformes, Cyprinodontidae. The transcript has 12 exons. Bases 51 to 1142 code for a protein of 363 amino acids.
UUUAUUUAUUAAUUUAUUUAUUUUUUAUAGCUGGUAGAUAGAAAAUAAAAAUGUCAGCCAGACCCGGAUUCUACCGGCAGGAGCUGAACAAGACCGUAUGGGAGGUUCCGGAGCGGUACCAGAACCUGACGCCGGUGGGCUCUGGAGCCUAUGGCACUGUGUGGUCUGGACAUCACCUCCAGACUGGUACCCUGAAAUCCACCUGCAUCAUCAUCCUCCUCCUCAUCAUCCUCAUCUUCUUUGCCCUGCCACCUGCUACACUCUUUGUUUCCACCCAGCUGCUUCAUUUUGGUUUCAUUUCUUCAUCAGCUAGUGAAAUCCGCCCCUGCCCAUAUUCAUUGUUAUUUUCUUUUUGCAGUUAUCUGGUCACCAACUUGAUGGGUGCAGACCUCAACAACAUCGUCAAGUUUCAGAAGCUGUCUGACGAGCAUGUGCAGUUUUUAAUUUACCAGCUGCUCCGUGGCCUUAAGUACAUCCAUUCAGCAGGAUUGAUCCACAGAGACCUUAAGCCAAGUAAUGUGGCAGUGAAUGAAGACUGUGAGCUAAGGAUCCUUGACUUUGGGUUGGCCAGGCAGACCGAUGAUGAAAUGACAGGAUACGUGGCGACUCGCUGGUAUCGAGCACCAGAGAUCAUGCUGAACUGGAUGCAUUACAACCAGAAUGUGGAUAUUUGGUCUGUGGGCUGCAUUAUGGGAGAGCUGCUGAAAGGAAAAGUCUUGUUUCCUGGGACCGACUAUAUCGACCAGCUGAAGAGAAUCAUGGAGGUGGUCGGCACCCCGACUCCAGACCUGCUGAAAAAGAUCUGCUCUGAGCAUGCCCAGAAGUACAUCCAGUCUCUUCCCUUCAUGCCUCAACAAGAUAUGGAAAAGAUCUUCAGAGGAGCUAACCCGCUUGCCAUCGAUCUGCUGAAGCGCAUGCUGGUUCUAGACUGUGAUGAGAGGAUCUCGGCCAGCGAGGCUCUGUCCCACCCUUACUUCUCCCAGUACCACGAUCCAGACGACGAGCCAGAGGCCCCGCCUUACGACCAAACGCUGGAGAGCAAGGACCGAACUCUAGAGGAGUGGAAAGAAUUGGUGUUCGAAGAGGUGAACAGCUUUAAAGCAUCUGGCAGCAAGACGGAGAGCCUUCAGGUGGAGCAGUAGGCUCCUCCCUGCUCCUCUCUGCUCCUGGUUCCUCGCCAGGGAGGAACCACGUACGUACUAUCUGGAUGGGAAACGGACUAAUGAAAAAAAAAAGCAAAAGGAAAUGAAUUGUAUUCUAGGAGUUAAUCUAACGCACAAACAUGGAGCCUGUUUGGGAUCAAAAGGACACAUCCGGAGCAGAAAGUUGCUUCCUGUUACAUUUCUGCUUUCAGUCGGAGAAAUGAGGAACUUUUCGGUGUCAAACGGACUCCUGAAGGGGCUGAAGGAAGAACUGGAUGUUUACAGACAGAAGAUGAAGAGAGGACAAAAAUGUGCACACUAGGAUUUCCAAAGCAACAUCAGGGACACAUAGCAUCAACCAUCAGUUCCAUCCACUUUUCUUAUACUGCCUUUAUGUUUAACCCUCUGGGGUCCCCUCACCGUCAUCGUUUUCCACAUUCCAGUCAUGCAAAAUCUUGGAUUAAGAGUCAAAAACAUUUUAAAAGAAUUUUAGAAAAUAAGGAAUUAAUUAAAUUAAAUAUGGAGUCAGAUAUACGCCAAAAUAAGCCUGGUAUAAAAAUACUUUUAUGAGGAGUUUUAUCUAAUACACACACGCACUCAAUAAGUGCAGGCAGAGUAGUUUAUGUAUGUGGCUUUUAAAUAAAACUGCUUGUCUCAGCAUUUAUCACAUGUGUGCACACUUUGCACAAGUCUGGCUUCAUACAAUCUGCAUCAAAACAACCACAGAUAUUGCAAAAUAAAAUCCAACAAGUGCAAAAAAUCCAAGGGACCCAGGAGGGUUAAAGGCUGCCUGCAUUAUACUGAAGCAUGAUUUAUCACCAUUUAACAGUCGUGUCUUAUAUCUGGUACUGUAUUAUAACCUCCCACUGUCUGUAUGGCACAGUUGCAAAGGAAGAUUCACUUUCAACUUGUCCAAAUGAGAGGUGGGCAAACAGCACAUAAACUACUGCUCCUUCUCUAUGGAAAUGUAAACACCAACUUUGCUGUUAUAAGAAAGCUCAUGAGCGAUUCUGCAGGUCUGUGUUUACACUGUAACCGUGCUUCUCAUAUGCACAUUCUGCUGAUGGCUGAUUGUUGAUUACCUGCUAUCUCUGGCUACUCUCCCUAACGCUCCACCCUUCAUUUAAUCUCACUUUAUCCCCCUUCUUGGCGUUUGCAAUGAUUAAUAUUAAAUGUUGUUUACAGUUAGCAUCAAAUCUCAAAUGGUGUCUAUUCAGUAUCUCGUAACAGUGUCAUUUCAUUUACAGAGUCACUCAAUUAUCAAAAAGAGAAAAGGUCUGGAGUUUCUUAAAACAGCCGGUUUGGUUGUUAUGGCAACCAUAAAAGCUCUGUUAGAAUUACCCAGGUAUAUUUUAAUUUCCCAGGAAAUCAAAAUAGGGUUAAUGACAUUUUCUGUUUUAGUGUCUCAUCCUAACUUAAUCCUGUAUUUAUGCCCAUCAAGUCACUUAACUGAAGUGUAAAAGUCGCAUGUACUUAAAGGUUGCGCAGAUUAUUACAGCAUAUCGUCGUCUAUGUUUUUUUUCAACUGCAACACUUGAAGUUUUGGAAAGAGGUGGAAGAUUACAGUAUCUUAGGUUCCCUAACAGAAAAAAAACACUAUUAAAAACAAUAAAUAUUGAUUUAAAUAAUGAAGUUCCUGCAAAAAACCAGUUGCUAGCACGUAGCAACUGAGCUACUGCUUGCUACCUGCUAGCUGGCUAACUAAGAUUUAUAUAGUAGCUAGUUAGCUGACAAACUAGUUUUUCGUCAUUCUUUUCUUUAUGCCUAUAAGGUAACCAAGUUAGUUUUAUUUGGAUAGUUUAGUAGGCUAUCUGCUAAUGUAGCUAGCCUGCACCCAACUGCUUUACAAACAAGCGGCUCAUUACGUGCUAAGUUUUUUUUUUUUUAAACAAUGUUACCCUGUGAGUGCUGGUGUAAAUGCUGGUGCUGCUUUUGUUUCCACGACAUCAUAAAUGUCCACGUUUUGCACCACAAUGUUUCCAAAUUAUCAUAUUUAUCUUUUCACCUUGACGAAAUACUAGUUACCCUUAAAAACUCUGGGCUUUCAUUUAAAAGAAGCUUUAAUCUGUCAUGAUUUUAUUAAGAGCUUGGACCCACAUGCAGAUAAACCAGUCAAGAGAGACCAGGGAAAAAGUUUAACAGGUUUAUUGAGAAGUUUUGUGGAGGUUCCAGUGUUGCUCUGAACACUGCUCAACCGGAACUGAAAGGUGAGGGGAAGACACUGCGGUUAGUUCAGGUUCAGUGGAACUUGAAGAGGAGAAAAUGUUUGCAGACUCACGUUUCCAGAGAUUAGGUUGACUCUUAGACUCCAGUAGGUGAGGAAGGUGUUUGGGUUUUUGUCUCAUACUGUGGAGGGCGGACUGGGUUACCCAGAAUGCGGUUGCUUGUAGAUUAACGGAGAAAGACUGACUGCCGCUCAGAUUUCCUGCGGUACUUGAACGCGCUGUUGUGUAGAUGAAUCCCUUGCUCAGUGUGAAGCUCAAACGUUUCCUCGGGGAAAAGUGGAUCCAAACCUCCGGUUGAAGCCACCAGUACAAUCGCUUACACAUUGCUAAUC